CUGGCCUUCAGCGAGGACGUGCUGAGCGUGUUCGGCGCGAAUCGGAGCCUGUCGGCGGCGCAGCUCGGGCGCCUGCUGGAGCAGCUGGGAGCCGCCCCCGCGGAGGGCGCCCCCGAGCCCGGGCGGCUGCACUUCAACCAGUGUUUAUCAGCUGAAGAGAUCUUUUCCCUUCAUGGCUUUUCAAAUGCUACCCAGAUAACCAGCUCGGACUUCUCUGUCAUCUGUCCAGCAGUUUUACAGCAACUGAACUUUUACCCUUGCGAGGAUCGGCCCAAACACAAAGCAAAACCGAGUCUUUCCGAAGUUUGGGGAUAUGGAUUCCUGUCAGUGACAAUUAUUAACCUGGCAUCGCUCCUCGGCAUGAUUUUGACUCCACUGAUAAAGAAAUCUUAUUUCCCUAAGAUUUUGACCUAUUUUGUGGGGCUGGCUAUCGGAACUCUGUUUUCAAAUGCAAUUUUCCAACUUAUUCCAGAGGCAUUUGGAUUCAAUCCCAAAAUUGACAACUAUGUUGAGAAAGCAGUUGCUGUGUUUGGUGGAUUUUACAUACUUUUCUUUGUUGAAAGAAUGCUCAAGAUGUUGUUAAAGACAUAUGGUCAGAAUGAUCAUACCCACUUUGGAAAUGAUGACUUUGGUCCUUCUCAAGAAAAAACUCAUCAACCUAAAGCAUUACCUGCCAUCAGCGGUGUGACUUGCUAUGCAAAUCCAGCUGUCACUGAGCCUAAUGGACACAUCCAUUUUGAUAAUGUCAGUGUGGUCUCUCUACAGGAUGGAAAAAAGGAGCCAAGUUCAUGUACCUGUUUGAAGGGGCCUAAACUAUCAGAAAUAGGGACAAUUGCCUGGAUGAUAACGCUCUGUGACGCCCUCCACAAUUUCAUCGAUGGCCUGGCGAUUGGGGCUUCUUGCACCUUGUCUCUUCUUCAGGGACUCAGCACCUCUAUAGCGAUCCUGUGUGAGGAGUUUCCUCAUGAGUUAGGGGACUUUGUGAUCCUACUCAAUGCAGGAAUGAGCACUCGACAAGCCCUGUUAUUCAAUUUCCUUUCUGCAUGUUCCUGCUAUGUUGGGCUAGCUUUUGGCAUUUUGGUGGGCAACAAUUUUGCUCCAAAUAUCAUAUUUGCACUUGCUGGAGGCAUGUUUCUCUAUAUUUCUCUGGCGGAUAUGUUUCCGGAGAUGAACGAUAUGCUGAGAGAAAAGGUAACUGGAAGAAAAACCGAUUUCACCUUCUUCAUGAUUCAGAAUGCUGGAAUGUUAACUGGAUUCACAGCCAUUCUGCUCAUCACUUUGUAUGCGGGAGAAAUUGAAUUGGAGUAAUAGGAAGUGAAAGAUGGUGUUGUUAGUGAAGGCAUCUAAUAAAUAAACACUUCUCCAAAGGGGUUUUUAAGCUGAUGCUAUUUAGCGAAAAGAUAAUUUUGUUUUCAACUAUGGGUCAAGGAAACUGAUGGUUAGUUUCAGAUUGUGAAACAGACCGUUAUUUGUUGUUAACAAUGCUUCAAAAGGCUUUCAGUUCCAGCUGAAAAGCCUGGUGUAUGAGAUCUUUGGUAAACACCCACUUUUCCAUGUUUCAUGCAUAUUCAAAAAUCAUCACAAAGCAAGAAACAUGCAUUCUAUAAUCAUUUAGACACAGAGACCCAGAGAAGAAUACAGGCGAGGUUGUAUAAGCCUUUAAACCCCUAUGGUAGGAUCAAAAGUUCAGUGGUUUCAGAGUGGUUUUCUUUUAAUGAAUUUGUUCUGGUGCUUUCAUGAGCAAGUACAUUGAAAUGUGGAAGAGAAUCAAAACGUAUACAACACAGAUAUAAAUGAUUCCAAGGCCUUAACUAACCCAGGAAAGAAAGAUUGCUCACAGCUUUUGCUCUGUUUCAUAUUUCAGGUAGAGACUUGUAGGUUUGUUUUGAAAACCAUCCUAAAAUAAUAUGAAUUAUGAAAUCAAUGAAGUUUUGUUAGCCCUACUAAGUUCAGACUUUGAUACUUUAUCUCUAAGUGUAAAUUCUACUAGAUUCCCUAAAAAUCUAGAAUUGCUUUUUUAUGACUUAUGUUGUGAUUGCACCACAAGAAGUGUCAGAACAGUAUGUAAAGCUGAUGACAACUCAGUUCAGUGUACAGUGUGUUUGCUUUGUGAAGGUGAAGAAUAUGUUGGUUUGUAGAAAGAAAUGGAAUGUAAUUUUAAGCAAUUUAUUUUUAAAGAUGAACACAAUUAUUUAGCAGGGGAUAUUUUAAAUAAAUGCAAAAUAACAACUGGACUGCUGUGUCAAGGACUGAUUAACUAGAAGACAUACGUUCCUUAUGGGUGAUUGAGAGUCAUUCAGAAAAGACUUGUUUUGUGUUCAGCCUACAUUUGUCCUAUAUAGUAUGCUUUGGGAAAGCAAUUCUGCACACCAUGGUUAUUUUUCUACCUUCUAUAAAAGAUGGAGCCUGUUUACUCGUUUAGCAGAUAUAGCAAGUUGGUCUAAAAUUGAACAUCCUAACCCCAAUUCACACUCCCAAGUCAC
Ceratotherium simum simum (southern white rhinoceros) is the source of this 2483-nucleotide messenger RNA. RefSeq names its product solute carrier family 39 member 8 (gene SLC39A8). Gene Ontology annotation, cellular component: plasma membrane. Gene Ontology annotation, biological process: intracellular monoatomic cation homeostasis; zinc ion import across plasma membrane. Gene Ontology annotation, molecular function: zinc ion transmembrane transporter activity; monoatomic cation:bicarbonate symporter activity. Lineage: Eukaryota; Metazoa; Chordata; Mammalia; Perissodactyla; Rhinocerotidae. The record is from RefSeq and is a predicted model, not a curated record.